Neocloeon triangulifer is the source of this 724-nucleotide messenger RNA. RefSeq lists its product as uncharacterized. The coding region runs from base 161 to 607 and encodes 148 amino acids. The record is from RefSeq and is a predicted model, not a curated record. The transcript has 4 exons. Lineage: Eukaryota; Metazoa; Arthropoda; Insecta; Ephemeroptera; Baetidae.
UGGCUCUAUAUAAUGAUGCGGAUAUAAUUCAAAAUCAUUUUGUACUCUGGUUGCGACGAGCAAUUGACCUGCCAGCUUCAAAUCCCAGUUUCCUGAUAAGCUGCGCAAAAAUAUCGCAUAUCAGACCAGCGUGAGGAGGAACUCAUUUGAAGAAAAAUAAAUGGCCAAGCACGAUGUCUGGAAAGGCGAAAGCCACGGAGGAGUGCCUUGCGAUGCUUUUGCGGGUGGCUACGACCACGGCGAGAAAAUUUACGUCGGAAGAGCAUUUUUCGAGGGUGGUCUAAUUCCAGGGAAGGUUGUGCCUGCAAACGGGACAGCCUAUAUUCCCUGGGGUUGCAAGGAAAAUGCGGUGUGUUCAUACGAGGUUUUGUGCGGCAAGGGCAAAUACGAUUGGGUGCCAACUACGAUUACAAGAGAAGUUCCGAGCAAUGCCGUGAUCGGUGGAUAUUCAGAGGGUGAUCGCGACACUCUUUACAUUUGCCGAGUCGUGACAAAAGAUGGUCACCACGCCAUUGGCAAGGUGCACCAUCGUUGCGAAAAUUCUUUUGUACCCUAUGAUGGCGUGGAGUUGUGUAAUGAUGUUUUUGAGAUACUGGUGAGGCUUUAAUGGAAUCAUAUCUACAUUUGGCGCACCUCUUUCCUAUAUUAUACAUUGUAAUCAGUGUGUACGCAUAAAUACUUUUGGGAAGUAAAUGAAUUUUGAAUGAAUUCAUACAAUAUUUUC